Plodia interpunctella (Indianmeal moth) is the source of this 2056-nucleotide messenger RNA. RefSeq names its product zinc finger protein 729-like. Gene Ontology annotation, molecular function: chromatin insulator sequence binding. Gene Ontology annotation, biological process: regulation of transcription by RNA polymerase II. The coding region runs from base 142 to 1863 and encodes 573 amino acids. Gene Ontology annotation, cellular component: chromosome. The transcript is spliced from 12 exons. Lineage: Eukaryota; Metazoa; Arthropoda; Insecta; Lepidoptera; Pyralidae. The record is from RefSeq and is a predicted model, not a curated record.
UGACAUGACAAUACGUAAAUUACAUUUUGGGAUGGUAAAACUUAAAAAAGAAGGUCCGAAGCUUUUUGCUUUUUUAUUGAUAUUAUAUGACUUUUUAUUACAGUAUGAAUGAAACAAAUUAGGAUUUAAACAAUCGCAAAUAUGUCGACGAUUGUUUGUUGUGGUUGUCUGAAUAGUGACCGAAAAUUGACUCGCGUCGAAGAGUUCUGGAAGUCUCAGUAUUUCACGCAAAUAAUUAAUGAAGUUAUGAUGUCUCAUCAGCCAAGUGAGCCCUUACACCUGUGUUACGAGUGUGACGCGUUACUUACAAAAUUUGUUAAAUUCAAGCAACGUGUGAAGCAUUCAUACAGUGUCCUGUGUGACUACUCACAGAAGAAUAUCAACAUAAUUGAUCCAAAGCCAUCCGUCCUGACAUUAAACCAUAACAUAUACAACAUCGCCCUCCUCCCCGACUCCAACACCGAAGAAGAAACAAUGCAAGUCGUAAAACAUGAGGUCGCUCCAAAAAUCGAGCUUGACGCCAUAAAGGAAGAAGAUAGAGUUUCAGUAUAUUCCGAUCAUCAUGAAGACGACACGCCAUUGACAGAGUUAAAAAAGAAAAAAAAAGUCAAACUAAAAAAAGACAUAAAUAAAAAAAUUGAGAUGUAUAGAGAAGUGGAGCUGAGUUUGGAAGAGUUAGAGGAAGAAAGAAGAAUGUUAGCAUUAAAGGAUGAAUUUGUGAAUGCAAUGUUUAGGUGUAACACUUGCAUAAUGUCGUUCCCUAAUGCGGAUGAUUUGGGUGACCAUGUCAAGAUGAAACAUGAACUGCACGCGUCCCAUCACAAAUGCAAAGUGUGCGAGUGUUCAUUCGGCUCGGAGUUCUCCUUCAACUACCACUGGAGCAAGCACACGCGCCGCUACGAGUGCUGCGCGUGCGCACUGCGCUGUCGCAGCAAGAGGGACGCGGCCAGGCAUUACGACCUGGCGCAUUGCUGGGGGCCGGAAAUACCAUAUAACAUAUCGAAGAUUGACAAAAACGACGGACCCGAAGACAGCUCUCGAGAGACCUAUCCGUGCGAGUUUUGCCACAAGACGUUCAAAUGGAAGACGUCGCUCCGGAAACAUUUGGAGACUCACAAAAUUGAGAUGGGAGAGAAACGGAAGCCGUACUGCGAACCUUGUCGAUUAUCGUUUACGACUACGUCAAAUCUACAAAAACAUGUGAAGACCAGUUCGAAACACCAGAUGAAGUUGAAAUUGAGGAAGCUGCAAGACAAUCCAUCGUCAGUAUCGGAGCAGCAGACGCCCGGCGCGCAGGCGCAGGCGCAGGCGCAGUAUCGGUGCCCGCACUGCGAGCGCGGGUUCCAGUGGAGGGGCAACCUGCAGCGGCAUCUGGCCAGCCACGCCGCCAGAGCGAACGGCAGCCUGGUGUGCACUCCGUGCAACAGAACAUUCUCAUCCAUCGCUACAUUCAAACAACAUAUGGCAAUAAGCAAGAAACACGUCUCCGAGGAGGACUACAAGUACAUGUGCAGUUCGUGCGGAAAGCGGUUUGCGAUAAAAAGCAAGCUCAAGGACCACAUUGAUUGGGAACACCUCAAGAUAUACACACACACCUGCACGGUGUGCCAAAAGGUGUUCAAGAGUCAUACGUCCUUAUAUCUUCACAGCCAAGUUGUUCACAAGAAAGAUGGCGCGGAACACUUGUGCGAUCACUGCGGUAAAGCUUUUCCGAACAAGUCCAAACUCCGCAGUCACAUGACGGCGCUGCACAGCGGCGGCGCCCCCUACCGCUGCGAGUGGUGCCCCGCGCGCUUCAGCUGGCACUCCUGUCUCUCCAGACACGUGCGGCGUGCGCACGCGCGGAGGAAGCGGGACCAGUAGAUGCCGCAGACAGGGACACCAUACACGAUCUCAAUGUAUAUAAUAGUACAGUCUGACUAAAGAGUAGACUAUUAAAAAAAAAUAUGUGAAAAAACGUAGCCUGUAAAAAUCUAUCUGAAUAAAUUAUUGAUUUGAUUAAAAAUCGAUUUUUUACGAACUUAUUUUUUUUUGUCAUUGCAAUACUAGAUAUAAU